AAUGGACAAGUGAACGUCGAAUAAUUUUUGUGUUUAUUUUAAGUGUUUGAAUCAAUUAUCUAAAUUUUAUCAGUAAAAUUAAGAAUAAAGUAGUAUUAAAGUGAUUAUAAAACAUAUUUAACAUACGAAAACACAAAAAUAUCUGCUUAAAGCUAGAUUUUCAUUCAUAUCAUCAUAAAACAACGACGUCGUCCAUUAUUGUGAAAGAAAUUUUUAAUGAGUGAUUAAAAUUCUGAAUCAAUGACUCGAUUUUCGAACAUCAAUUAUCUAUUAUGGAAACAGAAUCUGUGAAAUCGGAGAGGAGCAGUAAAUCUCAUCGAAGUCGUAGUUCGGGAAUUGUUAGAAAUUCUAGACAUUCACACAGAAGCAAUCAUUCAUCGAAAAAUAAACGAGAAAUGGCACCAUUUCAGACCAGUGUAAAUUUAACAACAGAAGAUUCCCGCGAUGGACAUGGACAAGAAGUUAUCGAAGUGCAAAUUCUUCCGCAAGAUGAGAAUUGGGGCACAGAGACUCAUGUAACUGGAAACACCUCGGAACAAAGCAUAUCAAUGGAAGACGUUAAUAAUUGGCCCAUGACUAGUAAUGGUGGGAGCUUCGCAUGUCAAAAACAUAUGGAAAGAGUAAUUUCCUUAAUAUUUUGUAUGACUGCCUUCUGUAGUCCUAUCGCCAUGGCCCUUCUACCAAAGCUUGGGUUUUUCCCAUCAACAUUUCAAAAUGAAGAAUUAAAUCAACUAACAAAAAUUCAACUUUUGGCAUGCAAUGCGGAAUGCAAAGGUUUAAUUGUGACAUUAACAACUCGUCAGAUUCUUCUUGGAAUUGGCUUAUGGGCGCUUUUCUUUCGACAACCCACCGCAAUAAUGCCGAGAAUUUUUCUCUUCCGCUCGAUUGUCUUGCUGCUAGUUGUCAUAUCAACUUUCUCAUACUGGCUGUUCUACAUCGUGCAAGUCACUGAGAGUAUUACUAAAGCCAUUGUCGAUGGAACUGAAGCUUCCAAUUAUAAGACGCUCGUUUCGUAUGCCAUCAACUUCAGUGACACUUUAUUAUUCAUUCAUUAUGUUGCUGUCAUUCUACUUGAAGUUCGUCAUCUUCAGCCAACAUAUUAUGUUAAGGUAAUCAGGUCGCCAGAUGGUGAAUCAAGAAGCUACGCCAUUGGUCAAUUAUCAAUUCAAAGAGCUUCUGUUUGGAUCUUGCAAAAAUAUUACACCGACUUUUCCAUCUAUAAUCCAUAUUUGGAAAGAAUUCCACUGUCGAAACAACAACGAAAAGCAUUAUCAACAAGCUUCAAAUAUUACGAUGUCGAUGGAGCAGCAAUAACUCAACAACAACAAUCGCAAAGAGCUGUUCUUGCUGCUCAUGCACGUAGACGUGAUUCAUCGCACAAUGAAAGAUUCUAUGAAGAACAUGAAUAUGAAAGAAGAGUGAAGAAACGAAGAGCUCGUUUAAUAACCGCUGCUGAAGAAGCUUUCACACACAUUAAGCGUGUCCAUGAUCAAUCAGUGUUGAAUAGCCUCGAUUCACAUGAAGCUGCUGCUUCUGUUUUCCCAUCACUUGCGAGAGCUCUACAAAAAUAUCUUCGUGUGACUCGUCAACAACCGCGACAUACUGUGGAAUCGAUUCUCAAACAUCUCGCUCAUUGCUUGAAGAACGAUUUGUCACCGCGUGCAUUUUUGGAACCGUAUUUGGUUGAAAAUCCAAUUCUGCAGAAUGAGAAAGAACGUCAUGAUCAAUCGUGGUCAUUGAUCUGCGAUGAACUUUUAUCGCGUCCGAUAUUUGACAAAUGCGUCUUUCAAUUGGUUCAAAGCGAUGUCUCUUUGACGAAAAUGCAUUUAACUUGCACAUUGCAGUACAAUAAUGAAAUCAUUUCAAGUACUUAA
This is a messenger RNA of Clunio marinus, 1874 nucleotides long. The record is from the annotation of a GenBank genome assembly. NCBI's taxonomy places the organism in Eukaryota, Metazoa, Arthropoda, Insecta, Diptera, Chironomidae.